GUGAAGGGAGGGAUUAUGGCGGCAAUCAUUGACGGACUCGGGGGGAUCUUCAAGAAGAUGGGAAAGGCGAUCGGUGUUAAGAUGGAGGAAGUAGAAGCAUGCGUAUGCGACCGGCAGCUGGAAAACGAGGACUGUUACAAGGUCGUACAGGAAUGGACCUAGAAACGACGAGGGCUUGUAUGCAUGCCCCUCGAUCGGAAUCCAGGAGCCACGUACAUUGUCUGCCAGUAGUAUACACGAGAGCGCUGCGAGAUACAUUCUGGCAUGGCGGAAGUUUCAAUAUGAAGGAUUUAACUGAAGAGAAGGCACUGGAGAUAUGCGGGAGGAGCUAUGAAGAGAGGGGUCUGAGAAAAUUGUGUUCAUGGAGGAAGAAGGGACGACAAGGAGAGGCAUACGUCAUCCCGAACCAGAAAGAUCCGGGGAGAUGGAGACCAAUAGCCCCUGCGUGGAAUGCCCCUACGAAAGAAGGAGCAAAGAAAGUAGCGAAGGCGCUAUACUGCAUGCUAGGAUGCCUCGCGAGGAGUCUGCAUUUCAAUGUGACAUCAACAGAAGAUGCCAUCAACAGACUAGCAGAGUGGAAUGGACGCCUAAAACAAAGCUAUGGCGUCCUGGUUGCAAGCUUUGACGUAAAGAGUAUGUUCGCCGAGCUCCCUCACGAGAAGAUCAGGGAGUCGGUGAAAUGGAUCAUCACAAUGAUCCAAGAGAAAGGCUAUGAUCAAGUGAACGUGAACUGCAGAGGAAAACGUCCGGCGAUGGGAAGGAAAGCAAGGGAAAGACACUACUCAGUGCUGCUCAAGAAGGUGCGGGAAUGGAUCGAGUACGAGCUGGGGCAUUCGUUCAGCCUGGCAGAAGGAGAAGUGAUCCAGCAGAUGAGGCGAAUCCCAGUGGGGGGACACACAAGCCCCGCCCUGGCCUGUAUACUGUGCACCUGGAGCGAAGCGAUGUUCAUCCAUGACAUCGGGACAGAUCGGGAAAGGAUCCUGGGCAUGAGACUUAUGGAUGACGUGGCGGUGUUUGUGACAUUCCUCCGAAAAAGGCGGACUCGCUGUGUGAAGCCAGUGAGAUAAUUAAAAAAGUCCAAGCAGGCUAUCCACCGGAUCUCUCGUUGGAACGCACCGAUGAGGAGGAUGGAACGCUCUCAUUCCUCGGGUGCAAGAUCUUCGUCGAUCAGGAGGGACCGGACAUCACAGCGACACUCGAGAUGAAGAACCAAUCAGCCCUGCUCCAAGGAAAGCAACUCAUCUACCAUAGCAUACAAGACUACAACUCAUACAACGACAAGCAGGCGAAAAUCUCCACGAUCAAGAGCUACCUACAUCGCAUCUUUAGAUGCUCAUCAGACACG
Molecule: messenger RNA, 1345 nt
Organism: Chara braunii
Lineage: Eukaryota; Viridiplantae; Streptophyta; Charophyceae; Charales; Characeae
Source: the annotation of a GenBank genome assembly